This is a messenger RNA of Caenorhabditis briggsae, 3657 nucleotides long. RefSeq names its product Protein CBR-TEG-4 (gene Cbr-teg-4). Gene Ontology annotation, cellular component: nucleus; U2 snRNP. The record is from RefSeq and is a predicted model, not a curated record. Gene Ontology annotation, biological process: mRNA splicing, via spliceosome. Gene Ontology annotation, molecular function: U2 snRNA binding; protein binding. NCBI's taxonomy places the organism in Eukaryota, Metazoa, Nematoda, Chromadorea, Rhabditida, Rhabditidae.
AUGCAUUUAUACAAUUUAACGCUGCAAGGCCAAACGGCUAUCAACCAGGCCAUUCAGGGUAAUUUUUCAGGACUUCCCAAAUCACAAGAAAUUGUUGUGGGACGAGGAUCGGCACUCGAGCUGCUACAACUUGACACAGUAACUGGAAAAAUAAAGGUCAUGUGCCAUCAAGACAUAUUCGGAGUCCGUUCACUUCUCGCUUUCCGCCUCACAGCUGGAACUCGCGACUUUAUUGCCGUUGGAUCCGACUCGGGAAGAAUUGUGAUUCUACAAUACAAUCCUGAGAAAACAUGCUUUGAGAGACUACAUCAGGAAACGUUUGGGAAAACAGGAUGCCGACGCAUUGUUCCAGGUCACUACCUGGCUGGAGAUCCACGUGGACGUGCUCUGAUGAUUGGCGCUGUAGAAAGACAGAAGCUUGUGUAUAUUAUGAACAGAGAUGCCGAAGCACAUUUGACGAUCUCUUCUCCAUUAGAAGCUCAUAAACAACAUACUCUGUGCUAUGCUAUGGUGGGAAUCGACGUUGGGUUUGAGAAUCCAACGUUUGCUUGUCUGGAGUUCGACUAUGAGGACGCUGACAAUGAUCCUACUGGAGAGGCUGCGAAACGAACUCAACAAACUCUCACGUUCUACGAAUUGGAUCUCGGUCUGAAUCAUGUCGUUCGCAAGUACGCAGAACCCCUCACAGAUCCAGGAAACUUGCUUAUCGCAGUUCCAGGUGGUAACGAAGGACCGUCCGGUGUCAUUGUGUGCUGUGAGAACUAUAUUGUCUACAAGAAUCUUGGUGAUCAGCCAGACAUCAGAUGUCCGAUUCCAAGAAGAAGAAACGAGCUCGACGACGCUGAUCGCACAAUGCUCAUCAUCGCCACAGCCACUCACAAAACCAAGAAUAUGUUCUUCUUCUUGAUACAAGCAGAAAACGGAGAUAUUUUCAAAGUGACUCUCGAAACUGACGAAGAUUUGGUGACGGAAAUGAAACUGAAGUACUUUGAUACAGUACCUCCAGCGAACGCUCUGUGUAUUUUGAAAGCUGGUUUCUUGUUCGUCGCUGCAGAGUUUGGAAAUCAUGAGCUCUAUCAAAUUGCAAGUCUUGGAGAAGGAGGAGACGAUGAAUUCUCUUCAGCCAUGGGUUUCGGAGAGAACGAUGCCGCUUUCUUUGAGCCACAUGAGCUAAGAUCUCUGAUUCCAAUCGAUUCCAUGGACAGUUUGAGUCCACUCACAGAUGCUGUGAUUGGUGAUAUUGCUCGUGAAGAUGCAGCUCAAUUAUUCACACUCGUUGGUCGUGGCGCUCGUUCUCAUAUGAAAGUUUUGCGAAAUGGUCUCGAAAUUUCAGAAAUGGCGGUUUCAGACUUGCCAGGAAACCCGAAUGCCGUAUGGACAGUGAAAAAGAAUAUCGAAGAUCAAUACGAUUCAUACAUCGUUGUGUCUUUCGUCAACGCCACACUGACUCUUACCAUUGGAGAUACUGUCGAAGAAGCAUCAGAUUCCGGCUUCUUGCCAACUACCCCUACAAUCGGGUGCUCUAUGAUUGGAGAUGAUUCUCUCGUACAAAUCUACUCUGAAGGCAUCCGUCAUAUCCGCGCAGAUAAGCGUAUCAACGAAUGGAAAGCUCCACCACGUCGUCAAAUCGUCAAGUGUGCUGUGAAUCGACGACAAGUCGCUGUCGCGUUAAGUGGAGGAGAACUGGUCUACUUCGAAUUGGAUUUGAAUGGAACUCUCAACGAAUUCACUGAAAGAAAGCUCUUCAACGCUGACAUUGCUUGCAUGACAUUCAGUGAGAUUUCCGAAGGAGAACUGAAUUCUCGUUUCCUGGCUCUCGGAACGGUUGAUAACGCAGUCAGAAUCAUUUCCCUCGAUCCGAAUGACAUGCUGAUGCCAUUGAGUACACAGAAUCUUCCAUGUCCUCCAGAAUCCAUUCUUCUUAUUGAUACGCCGAAUGAAGAUGGUAAAGGUGUAGCUUCGGUUCAUCUUAAUAUUGGUUUACAGAAUGGUUGCCUUUUCCGUAACACUGUGGACAACGUCACCGGAGCCAUCAUGGACACUCGUACGCGGUAUCUUGGAACUCGACCGAAGCUGUUCAAAGUUCAGGUUCAGGGAAGAUCAGCUAUCCUCUGCACCUCUUCUCGCUCUUGGCUUCUCUAUCAUUUCCAACGUCGUUUCCAUCUUACUCCAUUGAGCUACGCCAAUCUGGAAUACGCUGCUAGCUUCUGCUCAAAUCAGUGCGCUGAAGGAGUCGUCGCCAUCUCAGCAAGCACUCUCAGAAUCAUUGCCGCUGAGAAACUUGGAGUCGCAUUCAAUGUACAAUCUUUCGAACACAAAAUGACACCACGUCGGAUUGCUGUUCACCCAACGAUGCCUUGUCUGGUUGUGAUUGAAACCGAUCAUGCUGCAUACACAGAAGUUACAAAAGGAUUGAAGAGAAAUCAGAUGGCUCAGGACGUCGAAGAAAUGGCAUCAGAUGAAACCGAGGCUGCACUGGCCAGAGAAAUUGCUACAAACCUUCGCGAACGAAAAUUGGAUGAACGAGUAUUCGGAGCACCGAGAGCUGGAUACGGAAAAUGGGCGUCAGCAAUCAGUUUGGUAUCAGCUACUACCGGAGAGAAACACUCGCACUUUGAAUUGCCACAAAACGAAAACGCCAAGUGCUUAGCUCUUGUUCAAUUCUCAAAGCAUCCAGAUGCAGUUAUGGUUCUCGUGGGAUGUGGAGUCAAUGAAAUUCUGAACUCAAGCGAAGUGGAACCAUCUGAUUCCAACUAUCGACCGGUUAGAGGAUGUGUAUACACUUUCCAUCUGUCUCCAAACGGUGAUCGAUUCGAUUUUCUGCACAGAACCGAGACCCCAUUGCCAGUCGGCGCGAUUCACGAUUUCCGAGGAAUGGCUCUUGUCGGAUUCGGAAAAUUCCUGAGAAUGUAUGACAUUGGACAGAAGAAGUUGUUGGCCAAGUGUGAAAAUAAGAACUUCCCAGUGAAUAUUGUCAAUAUUCAGUCAACUGGACAGCGUAUAAUCGUCUCGGAUAGCCAGGAAUCUGUUCACUUUUUGAGAUACCGCAAAGGAGAUAAUCAACUGGUUGUCUUCGCCGAUGACACGACUCCUCGCUACGUCUCCUGCGUCUGUGUGCUCGACUAUCAUACUGUAGCCAUCGCUGAUAAAUUUGGAAAUCUAUCAGUCGUUCGCCUGCCGGAGCGAGUCAACGAAGACGUUCAAGACGAUCCAACGGUAUCGAAGAGUGUGUGGGAUCGUGGAUGGCUGAAUGGAGCUUCUCAAAAGGUUGAACUCGUUGCUAAUUUCUUCAUUGGAGACACAAUCACGAGUCUCCAAAAGACGUCGUUGAUGCCAGGAGCCAAUGAAGCAUUGGUUUACACGACAAUCGGUGGAGCUAUCGGAUGUCUUGUUUCGUUUAUGUCCAAAGAUGAAGUGGACUUCUUUACCAAUCUGGAAAUGCAUGUUCGUAGUGAAUAUCCACCGCUUUGUGGUCGUGAUCAUCUCUCCUACAGGUCUUAUUAUGCACCAUGCAAGAGCGUCAUCGACGGAGACAUCUGUGAACAGUUCAGUUUGAUGGAGUUAUCGAAGCAAAAAGAAGUGGCCGAGGAAUUGGGAAAAACUGUCAGCGAGAUCUCAAAGAAACUGGAAGACAUCCGCACUCGAUACGCCUUCUAA